This is a messenger RNA of Malassezia restricta, 1728 nucleotides long. RefSeq names its product threonine dehydratase. The record is from RefSeq and is a predicted model, not a curated record. The transcript has a single exon. Gene Ontology annotation, molecular function: threonine deaminase activity; pyridoxal phosphate binding. Bases 1 to 1728 code for a protein of 575 amino acids. Gene Ontology annotation, biological process: L-threonine catabolic process. Lineage: Eukaryota; Fungi; Basidiomycota; Malasseziomycetes; Malasseziales; Malasseziaceae.
AUGAACGACGCGCCGGUAGCGCCGGCAGUGUAUCUUCAUGCAGCGCGAGAGCAUGUGGUGAACGAGGAGACGCGACGCAUGUACGAGGAGCUGCCUUCGUACCAGCGUCUCGCUGAUGGCACGCCCGAUUACUUGCGUAUGAUCCUCGGCGCGCACCUGUAUGACUUGGCUCGGCAGACGCCACUGCAGCCGGCGUCCAAGUUGUCCAGGCGCUUGGGCUGCGAGAUUUUGCUAAAGCGCGAGGAUCUGCAGCCUGUGUACAGCUUCAAGUUGCGUGGUGCGUACAAUAUGAUGCGGCAGCUCGAUGACCAGCGCAAGUGGAAGGGUGUCAUUGCCUGCAGCGCCGGCAACCAUGCACAGGGCGUGGCCAUGUCAGGCGCGCAUCUCUCGAUCCCAUGCACGAUCGUCAUGCCCAUCGGGACACCUAGUAUCAAGUGGGAGAAUGUCCAGCGCCUGGGCGCCAAGGUCCUAUUCCAUGGCGCGAACUUUGACGAGGCGAAGGCGGAGUGUGCGCGGCUGGCGGAGGCGCAUGGCCUGACGGUCAUUCCCCCCUUUGACCAUCCCCAGGUCAUUACGGGGCAGGGCACUGUGGCUGUGGAGAUCUGCCGCCAGACAGAUAUGGAGCACGUCGAUGCGGUGUUUUGUGCCGUGGGCGGCGGCGGCUUGCUGAGUGGUGUGGCCGCGUACAUUAAGCGUGUGGCACCGCCGCACGUCAAGGUGAUGGGUGUCGAGACGUACGAUGCAGACGCCCUCGCACAGAGUCUCGAGCGGCGUGAGCGGGUCGAGCUUUCUGACGUCGGUCUAUUCAGCGAUGGCACAGCUGUGCGAGUCAUGGGCGAUGAGACGCUGCGUCUGUGCAGCUCGUUGGUCGACGGCGUCGUGCGAGUGUCGAACGACGAGAUCUGUGCCGCCAUCAAAGAUGUGUUUGAAGACUCGCGUGCGAUCACAGAGCCGGCUGGCGCUCUCGCCGUGGCUGGUAUGAAGCGGUACAUUGCGUCGCAACGCGGCGACGCUGCAGGCCGCCGGUUCGUGGCCGUGAUCAGCGGUGCGAACAUGAACUUUAACCGGCUGCGCUUUGUUUCUGAGCGUGCCGAGCUCGGUGAGCAGCGCGAGGUGAUUGUGUCGGUGACGAUCCCCGACCGCCCCGGCAGCUUUUUCCGCCUGCACCAGUUUCUCCAUCCACGCGACGUGACCGAGUUUUCCUACCGCUACAGCGGCGCGCCCCAGGCGCAUAUUCUCGCAUCCUUCCUCCUCAAUGGCACGGUGCCUGCGCGUGAAGCGAACCCGAUCGUAUCGAGCACACAGGCGCUCGAGCCCCACGCCAACCUGCGUGAGCUCGAGAUCCGCGGCAUCCUGCAGGCGCUCAAUGAGGCAGGUAUGCCAGCCGAGGAUAUGAGCCACAAUGAGCUGGCCAAGUCGCAUUCGCGCUACCUCAUCGGCGGGCGUGCCACCGUGCCCGAUGAACGCCUCUUCCGCUUCCGCUUCCCCGAGCGCCCCGGUGCGCUGCAGCGCUUCUUGACCGGGAUUGACGCCGGCUGGAACAUUUCGCUCUUCCACUACCGCCGCGAGGGCGGCGACAUCGCUCGCGUGCUCGCUGGUGUCCAGGUGCCGCCUGAGACGAACGCCAAGUUUGAUCAGUUCCUGCAUGAUCUCGGCUACGUGUUUGAAGAGGAAACACACAAUCCUAUUUACAAGCAGUACUUGCUAGCCACGCCACCGUCACUGUAG